AUAGUCGAUUGCGCAACGCCAACAUACGGCACCACUAAUACCGCUUCGCUCGCGCCGCUCAGCGCCAGGUCGGUCGAGUGUGUGGUGUGAUCACUCGACCCCGCACUCGACGUAAACCUACCGUACAUAAAUUGAAAAAAAAAGUUAAAAUCGAUUCUAAGAAUUUUUAGAACCAUUUCUGGUUCCAAAUAAAAGUUUAUAAAUACGGGACAAAGAAAGGUUCUCCGAUCUCCAUUUUUAGGCCAGUGUGUACUGUGUAUUCGGUAAAUAAAUUACCUUCUUGUCCGGAUGUGCAAUUGGGUGUCGAAUUCUUGUAUGCCGUAGUUUACAUGGCCGAGCUGACUCACGACGAAGCUAGCUAGCUCGAGCAGCAACUGCUCAGUGCUGCUGUACGUAGAGCGGAACCUCGCGGUACCCGGCCGCGCCGGGGAGCGCUAGGCCUAGGGGGGACCUGGCCAGACGGUGCGCGUGCCGCUGCAGUUCAGUGUAUGGUGCAUGCAGCUCAGAGCAGUGUAGGUAUUCCACACGUCGGGCUUGGACUCUUUUGAAGCUAGCUGAAUCGGGAGCUGCUGCUGACUCUCAGCCUGCAUGACAUGAGCAGAUGUAAAAUGGAUCAAAUUCAGCGUGCAGAAAUCACCCUUCUUCAAAGUUUGCAAGAAACAUUCCCUGAUCAUGAGACGUUGAUAUUAGCCAUAUCUCGUUUUGGAGCUCCUAAAAAUGCAUUUCUUCUGUGUUUUCCAAUUGCAUUUUGUGUUUUCGGCGCCAGGUCUGGAUUGCAGAUUUUGUGGGUAGCUGUGCUAUCAGAAUGGCUGAAUGCUGUUUUGAAAUGGUUAAUGAUGGGACAGCGCCCCUAUUGGUGGGUUAUGGAGAGUCCUGUUUAUAUGGGUGAAGAGCGUCCAUUCCUGAAACAGUUUAAGAUAACAUGUGAAACAGGGCCAGGCUGUCCUUCAGGUCAUGCCAUGGUUACAACAGCUGUAUGGUUUGUCUUUGUGUCAUCUCUCAAUGAAAUGAUCCUGUCUGAAGUGAAGAAUUCUCACAAUGCCAAGAUGGCAACAAGGAUCACAUGGACUCUGUAUGGCAUUGUCUCAGUGUUGGUUUGUGUUUCCAGAGUCUACACUGCGACUCAUUUCCCUCAUCAAGUCAUCCUGGGAAGUGUAACUGGAGUGUUACUGGCAUCAGUAAUCAGACAGUACCCUGUGGAAAACUAUGGUUUUGGGUCUUACUUUCUGCUGGGAUUAUUCUUCUUAGUGUCGAUCUUUAUAGAAUAUUACCUGAUAAGCCUCGUCGGUCUUGACCCAGCCUGGUCUUUUAAACUUGCCUUGAAAAGGUGUGUUUAUCGGGAAUGGGUCCACCUGGACACCACACUCUUCUAUGCCAUUUCCAGGGACGUUGGUGCUUUCGUCUUUGCAGGAAUGAUCUGCAGUUGCUUGACAGUAAACUAUGAACGCACGAGGGGGCAGUAUGUGAUGAAAAUGACUGCAACUCUUUUGACUAUAGCUGCUGCAUUGGUCAUAGAUACCAUGUAUGUUCCCAGAAGAUAUAUUGUAUUGUUUUACAUAUUAGGUGCAUUCAAAUCUGGAUUGGUGUCGGUCAGUACUGUAGCACUCAACCAAAUUGUAUCCAGUUUCAGUCGUCAGAACCCGAACUUAUGACAGCUACAAGAUUCUAAAGAAGCAUUUUUGCCUUUGUAAACCAAAAUGAAAAACUUGGUGCAUUGUAAUGUUAAGUGAAAUUCAAUCUUUUCCUUGUGUUUUUAUAUGCCCGUCCUAAACGGGACGUAUUAUGGUAUCACGCUCGGUGUCCGUCUGUCUGUCCGUCCGUUAACUUUUCCUUGUAAACGUAAUAACUUCAGUUUGACUUAACCUACGCUCAUAUAAUUUGGUGUGUAUGAUACUAGCAUGGAUCACAGGAAGCCUAUUGAUCUUGAGGUCCAAAGGUCAAGGUCACAGUGAUAUAUAUUCAUCUUACCCUUCUGCAGUCCUUGUAAAUCAUAAUGCGUUAACUUCAGUUUAAUUUAACCUAUGCUCAUAUAGUUUGGUGUGUAUGAUAUUAGCAUAGAUCCCAGGAAGCCUAAUGAUUUUGAAGUCUAAAGGUCAAAGGUCAUGGUCAUAGUGACAUGUUUUCAUCUUACCCUUCUGAUGUCCUUGUAAAUGCGAUAACUUAAGUUUAACUUAACCUAGGCUCAUAUAAUUUGGUGUGUAUGAUACUAGCAUAGAUCUCAGCAAUUCUAUUGAUUUUGAGGUCAGAAGGUUAAAAGUGAAGUCGCCACCUUCCACUUUUCCUGCUUGACCAAUACAUCCAUUUUCCGCGUUACAGGCAGGCGUAUUAUGUGCUCGUCUUAGCGACACUCUUGUUUUAUCGUUGUUUUUUUAUAUUUUGAAAAUACUGUUAUAUUAUAGUAAGUAGUCUAAUUGUGAAGCAAUGUUAUGUUUAGAUAUUGUUAUUGCAUUAAUGAAUAGCAAUAUAUUCAAAGGAAAUGACCAGUCAUAAUACAGCAUUCCAUAUGAUUAUCUUUGUUAAACUUAUGUCAAUUAUAUAACCCACCUGACCAUCAACCCUGUUAGUGUAUAAUGAGCCAAACUCAGCCAAUCACCAAUUAUACAAUCAUACUGCAUGACAAUUUAUCCAGUUUUUAUCUGAUCAGUUUUAAUUCCCACACAUCAAUUCAGAUGGCUCUUUAAUAUGGCUUUUUUACUAGUUUCCCAGCCACAAUAAAACUGAUAGUGUGAAAUGAUAAUAAUUGAGGUUUAACUUCAAGGGGUACCUGUUGAGUUAUCAAUGUUAUGAUAUAUUUUCAUGAGAAUAUUUGAACUAAACUAAUUUGGUUUCAGCAAAUAACAAUUUGAUAAUAAAACAUCUUGUAAAGUUGUAACCACAUCACUGUAGAUAUACUGGCCCGUAUUCUAAAGUUGGGUUUAAAGUUGUGGUUUAAAAAUGGAUAGCCAAUUGUUACAUAAAUCACUAACAGUAUCCUGAUAUAGAGAUAUAAUAUUUCACCUCAUUUGGCUCUCAAAUCAUUCAUAAUUGUGUAAGAAUUAUAAAUAGAUUAUUGUCUGCACCAUCAAUGAAUCAGGAAAGAGCACAGUAAACAUAAGAAACAUACAACUUCAUAAAAAUUUUGACACUUUUGGCUUCCCAUAAUUUUAGCACAGAGUGAGACCAUGGUCUAAGUUAAACCUGACUUCAGAAUACGAGCCACUAGAUCUGGUAUAUUUCCACACACCUAAAUUUGGGAAAUCAUGUUAUGUUAUCUAAGCUGAAGAUGAUUGCUUUAUGUGUAGAUAAGCAGAGACUUAAGAUGCUUCCCCUCUUUUCUUCUUUCCCAUUUCUCCAUGUACUUUUUGUAUAACCCUUUUCCCUCGCCUUCCUCCUCUCUCUCUCUCUCUCCCCCUCUCUCUUUCAGUUAGCAGAUACCCCUUCUCCAACACCCUCAGCCCAUAUCCCUUAUCUUCUCUUAUGUCUCUUGUCCAUAUUAGUUGUAAAUGAAAUAGCAGCUGAUACUAAUUUUAUUAUCUCUAAAACAAGUUCAAGGUAACAUAGAAAACAAAGAGUUAGUACACCCAUUUUUUUUUAAUCAUCGUCCUAUUUGCUUUUCAAAAUGGCCAAAUGUCUUAUUUAUGGUAUAAACUUUUUUUUUGUAUUCAGACUUAAAAGAACGUCUUGAUAACUCUUAUUGAUGCAAUAGUUUCAUCCCAUUUCCUGGACCAUCCCUUUAAAAGUUUAUGGAUCUAGUUCUUGAAACUUGGACAUAAGAGCAGCAAUGUAUCCCUUAAUACCCUGUGCGCGUUUCAGGAACAUGGCCGAGGUCAAAGGUAAUUUAAAGGUCAAUGAACUCUGGCCAUGUUUUAAGUAUUUGUUGAAUUGGCAUCUAGCUCAUGAAACAUCGACAUAAGGGUAAUCAAGUAUUUUUUUAUCACAUAAGUGUUUUCUUCUGUGAAUAAUUAUUAAUUGGCUGUUUUCAAAGGCAGCACUGCUGCUAUAUGAAAUUGCGUAAUGCAGGCGAGACUGCCAGGUGUUCCACUUGUUAUAUAACUUCAGAGGGACAUUUCUGUUUAUCAAAAUAUGCACUUAUGCAGUGAUAAUACUGAAAUAUGAAUAUAGAUGUUGUUUGUUUGGUCUGUUACAAAGUGUUAAACUUGUUUAUGAAAGCACAAAACUUUAUCAUAUGUACAGUACUGUAUGAUCAAAUUGUAGGAUCAUUAUGAUGAUCUCAUUGCACUCUGAGGGUUUUUGUACAUGUAUUAUUACAACUCAUUAAAAAUGAGGCAUUAAUUUCA
Molecule: messenger RNA, 4277 nt
Organism: Lytechinus pictus (painted urchin)
Lineage: Eukaryota; Metazoa; Echinodermata; Echinoidea; Temnopleuroida; Toxopneustidae
Product: glucose-6-phosphatase 2-like
Exons: 5
Coding region: 594-1652 (352 amino acids)
Biological process (GO): gluconeogenesis; glucose 6-phosphate metabolic process
Cellular component (GO): membrane
Molecular function (GO): glucose-6-phosphatase activity
Source: RefSeq, a predicted model, not a curated record